AUGGCUAUUCUGCGUCAACCACCAGAGUCGCCGUCCAGGAAGAGUACUGUUGUCAAACAGCCUCCUUUGACUCUGGCCACUCCUGCCAUGAUCGCAAAGCACACCCCUUGCACCCUUCACCUUUCAGUCCUCCCUCCAGAGCUGGCUUGUGAACUGUUCUACACCAUGCUAGAUCUGUCCAAGGACUGGCAACGAAAUAAAUGGUGGUUAUUUGAUCGUAUCGUGGAAAGCCCUCACAAGACACACUUCUUCGCACGUCGAACGAACGGGCUGGACGGGGACGAGUCAUGGCAAGAAGCUGCUCAAUACUGGUAUAAUGGACGCGCUACGAGUGCCCCUGCCACUUUCCCAGAGCCGAUGGAGAGAGCGUGUCAGAUCGUGGAGAAGGUUGUUAAUGAGGAGCUUUCCAAGAGGAAGCGAUAUGACUUGGAGUGGGGCGAGCCUGGGACACCUUCGGUAUGGAGGGCGAAUGUGGCGGCGUCGAAUUGCUACGAGGGAAGCAAGGAGAGUGUAGGCUGGCACUCGGACCAGCUGACCUACUUGGGGCCUUAUCCAACUAUUGCUUCGUUAAGUCUCGGUGAGUGA
Coprinopsis cinerea okayama7#130 is the source of this 585-nucleotide messenger RNA. RefSeq lists its product as hypothetical. Bases 1 to 585 code for a protein of 194 amino acids. Lineage: Eukaryota; Fungi; Basidiomycota; Agaricomycetes; Agaricales; Psathyrellaceae. Gene Ontology annotation, biological process: DNA repair; DNA alkylation repair. Gene Ontology annotation, cellular component: nucleus. The record is from RefSeq and is a predicted model, not a curated record. The transcript has a single exon. Gene Ontology annotation, molecular function: dioxygenase activity.